AUGGCCCUACCAAAUUAUGGAAAGACUCAAGAUGAGAUUUCUCAAUUAAACUACAUACAGAACUCUGACCUAUUCUUGCGACAGAAACCGUAUGAGAUCUUGUCCGAGGUCCCAGAUGGUUGCGAAAAGAGCAACUUCCAGCUCAUGACAGGCCACGCUGAGACGAUACACGAUAUCCGAGGCUAUGAAGAUCAAUUCGAUCUCGACAAUCAUGGGUUCCAGGUAGUGCGACACACCCUGGAAACGACAGAAUUCGACGAGAACACUAUCAAAAGGGAAUACAUCCCAGCAAUAGAAACACUUCUAAAAGGCACCGACCCAGGUACAGAAGUUCAUGUCUUCGAUUGGAGGCUUCGCUCGAGCUCCCUGCCAACUCCCCAGCCUGGAUCAGUAAUCGACCUGAAUGACCCAUGUCUGGUCUUGAAGCCCGUUCAGGCCGUUCAUGUAGAUCAGAGCCCAUAUGGUGCAAUGAAGCAAGCUAGACAUAUUCUUGGCAAUAAGCUAGGCACAUUGGAAGACAAAAGAAUCCGUAUUAUAAAUAUAUGGCGCCCUAUCCGACACGCGAUCGAGACCUGGCCUCUGGCGGUUUGCGAUGGCAGUACAGUCCCACAGGAAAAGCUCCUCGGAGUCGAUCACGUUAGAAAGUAUUAUGUAGGCGAGUCGCUAUAUCCACUUCAAAGUCCAGGCUAUAAAUGGUAUUAUCUCAACGGCCAAACAAGAGACGAAGUGAUACUUUUCAAGAAUUUUGACUCUAAAACGGAUGUUCCAGCGAAAUGCUGCCCUCACACAUCUUUUAUGAAAGAGAUGGUCUCGCCAUCAUCUCAGCCGCGAGAGAGUAUUGAAUUAAGGGCCUUAGUUGUAACCUCAUCUUGA
This is a messenger RNA of Clonostachys solani, 873 nucleotides long. The record is from the annotation of a GenBank genome assembly. NCBI's taxonomy places the organism in Eukaryota, Fungi, Ascomycota, Sordariomycetes, Hypocreales, Bionectriaceae.